AUGCUGUUCUGGCACACGCAGCCUGAACACUACAACCAGCACAACUCUGGCAGCUACCUGCGGGAUGUGCUGGCUCUGCCCAUCUUCAAGCAGGAGGAACCACAGCUGUCCCCCGAGAAUGGGACCCGCCUGCCGCCCCUCCAGUACGUGCUGUGCGCCGCCACCUCUCCAGCUGUGAAGUUACAUGAAGAGACCCUGACAUACCUCAAUCAAGGUCAGUCCUAUGAAAUCCGGCUGCUGGAAAAUCGGAAGCUAGGGGACUUCCAAGAUCUGAACACGAAAUACGUGAAGAGUAUCAUCCGUGUAGUGUUCCAUGACCGUAGGCUGCAGUACACAGAGCACCAGCAGUUGGAGGGCUGGCGGUGGAGCAGGCCUGGGGACCGGAUCCUGGAUAUUGAUAUUCCACUGUCUGUUGGUAUCUUGGACCCCAGGGCCAGCCCAACCCAGCUGAAUGCUGUGGAGUUUCUGUGGGAUCCAGCAAAAAGAGCAUCCGCAUUCAUUCAGGUGCACUGCAUCAGCACAGAAUUCACCCCCAGGAAGCAUGGGGGUGAAAAAGGAGUCCCUUUUCGGGUGCAGAUUGACACAUUUAAGCAGAACGAGAACGGGGAAUACACGGAGCACCUACACUCCGCCAGCUGCCAGAUCAAGGUGUUCAAGCCCAAAGGAGCUGACCGGAAACAGAAAACGGACCGGGAGAAGAUGGAGAAAAGAACAGUUCAGGAGAAGGAGAAAUACCAGCCAUCCUAUGAAACCACCAUCCUCACUGAGUGUUCUCCAUGGCCCGAUGUCGCCUACCAGGUGAACAGUGCUCCAUCCCCAAGCUACAAUGGCUCUCCCAACAGCUUUGGCCUCGGUGAAGGCAACAGCUCACCUACCCACCCAGUGGAGCCCUUACCCCUGGGCAGUGAUCACCUGCUCCCCUCGGCCUCCAUCCAGGAUGCCCAGCAGUGGCUGUACCGUAACCGCUUCUCACAGUUCUGCCGGCUCUUCGCCAGCUUCUCAGGUGCUGACCUGCUGAAAAUGUCCAGAGACGACCUGGUCCAGGUCUGUGGCCCUGCAGAUGGGAUUCGGCUCUUCAAUGCCAUCAAAGGCAGGAAUGUGAGGCCAAAGAUGACCAUCUAUGUCUGCCAGGAGCUGGAGCAGAACCAAGUACUCUUGCCCCAGAAGCAGGAUGGCAGUGGAGACAAUAGCCUGUGUGUGUACCACGCCAUCUUCCUGGAAGAGCUGACCACCUUGGAGUUGAUAGAGAAGAUCGCCAGUCUGUACAGCAUCGCCCCACAGCACAUUCACCGGGUUUAUCGGCAGGGCCCCACUGGCAUCCAUGUGGUGGUGAGCAAUGAGAUGGUUCAGAAUUUCGAAGACGAGUCUUGUUUUACCCUCAGUACAUUAAAAGCAGAGAGCAAUGACGGCUACCACAUCAUCCUCAAGUGUGGACUCUGAGCAGCUGCGACCUGCACCUGUCCCCACCCCACGGAGCCCCGGCUGUAGAAGUUGUACCCUCUGUCGGCUGCUGUUUCCCCUAACAAGCUCAGACUAGGAGGGACUCUGCCCAGACCAGAAAAGCCAA
This is a messenger RNA of Onychomys torridus (southern grasshopper mouse), 1567 nucleotides long. RefSeq names its product transcription factor CP2 like 1 (gene Tfcp2l1). The transcript is spliced from 15 exons. Gene Ontology annotation, molecular function: RNA polymerase II cis-regulatory region sequence-specific DNA binding; DNA-binding transcription activator activity, RNA polymerase II-specific. The record is from RefSeq and is a predicted model, not a curated record. Gene Ontology annotation, biological process: regulation of transcription by RNA polymerase II. Lineage: Eukaryota; Metazoa; Chordata; Mammalia; Rodentia; Cricetidae. The coding region runs from base 1 to 1440 and encodes 479 amino acids. Gene Ontology annotation, cellular component: nucleus.